This is a messenger RNA of Lithohypha guttulata, 1683 nucleotides long. RefSeq lists its product as uncharacterized. Lineage: Eukaryota; Fungi; Ascomycota; Eurotiomycetes; Chaetothyriales; Trichomeriaceae. Gene Ontology annotation, biological process: secondary metabolic process. The record is from RefSeq and is a predicted model, not a curated record. Bases 1 to 1683 code for a protein of 560 amino acids. Gene Ontology annotation, molecular function: CoA-ligase activity. The transcript has 2 exons.
AUGGAUGUGUCAAUUCCAGAUCUUGAUAUGUGGGCUUUCAUGUUCAACAACCCCGAGCCGCGAAAGUUCCCAGACAGCCAGGUCAUAUACCGGUCAGCUACUAACACGUCACGAGCAUACACCUUCUCCGACGUGAGAUCUCUUGCGACGUCCUUCGGAGAAGGAUUGCAAAAUCUCUGGGACUGGCAGAAAGGCGAGGUCCUAGCUAUUUAUGCGCCAAACGACAUAGAUGUGGGCCCAAUAAUAUACGGUGUCUUCUUUGCUGGUGGUAUCAUCAGUCCGGCAAACCCUGCAUAUAGCCCUGAUGAAUUGGCCUUCCAACUGAACAACAGUGGUAGCCGAGCUUUGGUGACUACUGUCCAAUUCUUACCAAAUGCGCUGAAGGCGGCCGAGAAAGCAGGCAUACCACAGGACCGGAUAUUGUUGCUCGGGGAGGCGAGAGACAAAGAGCACAGGGUGAAGCACUGGACUAACAUCCGCAAGACGAGCGGCGCACUGAGGUAUCGACGAAGGAAGCUGCAACCAGAUGACGAUCUUGCUUUCCUAGUCUACAGCUCUGGCACGACUGGUUUGCCAAAAGGUGUUAUGCUAAGCCAUCGAAAUGUAAUCUCGGACCUAUGCUUGAUCAAGGGCGCGGUCGGGCAUUGGUAUGAAACUGGAAAGGACAAGAUCUUGGGAGUGCUACCGUUUUUCCACAUCUAUGGCCUAACAGGGCUCGUUCAUCAGCCAUUGCAUCGCGGAAUUGAACUUGUCGUCAUGCCAGCAUUUGAUCUGAAGCUGUUCCUGAGCACAAUUCAGGAUCAUAAGAUCACUUUCAUCUAUGUUGCGCCUCCAGUCAUAGUCAGGUUAGCGAGGGACAAAGUGGUUGAUGGAUACGACCUAAGCUCCGUCAAGAUGAUCACAAGCGGUGCCGCACCAUUGACCCAAGAGCUGGUAGACGCCGUACACAAAAGACUCAAGAUCAAGAUCAACCAAGCAUACGGCUUGAGUGAGACCAGUCCUAUGACACAUACUCAACCGUGGAAUGAAUGGUAUGACAGUGUGGGUAGUGUUGGCAAGAUGUUCCCGAACAUGAUCGCCAAGUAUAUGAGUGCAGAAGAGAAGGAGCUGGGUCCUGGUGAAGCUGGUGAGCUGUGGUUGGCAGGGCCGAACAUAUUCAAAGGGUACUGGAAGAACGAGAAGGCCACUAAAGAUGCUAUCGUUGAAGCUGAUGGACUGAGGUACUUUAAGACUGGUGAUGUUGGUUUUCAGGAUGAGAACCACAACUUCUACAUCACUGAUCGUGUGAAAGAGCUCAUCAAGUACAAAGGCUUCCAGGUUGCGCCUGCUGAAUUGGAAGGCAAACUAAUGGAUCAUCCGUUGGUGAAUGACGUUGCAGUGAUUGGGAUCGAAGAUAAGGAGAUGCACACAGAGGUGCCGAGGGCAUAUAUAGUGCACGCAAAGAAAAGUGGUAAGGCUGGCAACAGAGAAACCGGCCUACCUGAAACAGAAGACGACAAGCAGGAUGCUGAUGAGAUUAUAAAAUGGAUUGCUGGUAAGGUGGCGAAUCACAAGAAGCUGAGAGGCGGUGUGCGGUUUGUUGAAGAGAUCCCAAAGAGUGCGGCAGGCAAGAUUCUGCGACGUUUGUUGAAGGACAGAGCAAAGAACGAGGCGUCUAUCGCGGUUCCGAGAGCGAAGCUGUAA